Messenger RNA from Acanthopagrus latus (yellowfin seabream), 945 nucleotides. RefSeq names its product C5a anaphylatoxin chemotactic receptor 1-like. The transcript has a single exon. Gene Ontology annotation, molecular function: G protein-coupled receptor activity. Bases 1 to 945 code for a protein of 314 amino acids. Gene Ontology annotation, cellular component: membrane. The record is from RefSeq and is a predicted model, not a curated record. Gene Ontology annotation, biological process: positive regulation of Rho protein signal transduction; phospholipase C-activating G protein-coupled receptor signaling pathway. NCBI's taxonomy places the organism in Eukaryota, Metazoa, Chordata, Actinopteri, Spariformes, Sparidae.
AUGUCCAACAACAGCUCCACGAUGGGGAUACAUGGAAAUGCUUCACUGUUCUGUGGUAAGGACCCCGUGUAUUACACCAAUACCAUAGGUAUCGUAGUGGACUGGGUGAUAUUCCUUGUAGGACUACCUGAAGUCUGCCUGGCCUGCUACGCUCUCCUGUUUCUACUCAAGAGGGACAGAUUGGCUCCCAUCUUCGCCAUAAACCUGCUCCUGUCCGACCUCCUUCAGAUCGCGAUCACAGUUGUAUUCAUCAUCAGCAGAUUUUUCGAUGCCACCUACUACCCCUUCAAGAGAGCCCGCUGCAUCGCGCGACUGUUCGUCCGCUUGGGCCUGACCGCAAGCUUGUGUUUCAUGCUGCUGAUUUCUGCAGAGAGGUAUUUAAUGGUGGCCUUUCCAAUCUGGUAUCGCACAAAGAACAGGGCAGCAUUCUCCAUCCUGAUCUCAGUUUCUGUGUGGAUCCUCUCAUUGGCCUACUCCACUUUAGAUUACAUGUUCAUGGGCCACUCCUCGUUGCUAUUCUCCGUCAUCUGCCUCCUACCCGCCCCGUUUCUUUUGGGUCUCUUCAUAGCCACGUGGCAAGCCCUCAAUAAGAGCAUGGCCAUGAGACAUGAAACGAAGAACAGGAGGAAGAUUUUGGGGGUUCUGAGUCUGGUGUUGGGGACGUACACAGUUUUGUACUUUCCCUUCAGUUUGAGGAACCUGCUCUACUCUCUCAAAAGUCAAGAUGCCUCUGAAACAGAGAACUCUGUAAGGGAUUUGUCCAGUGUUUUGACCAGUGCCCUGGUCUAUCUCAGCCCUUUGAUAGACUCUUUGGUCUACAUUUUCAUCAGGAAGGACAUAAGAGACACAGUGCAAGCGUUCCCCUGCUGCAAGACAUCUCUGAUGAAGCUCAGAGAGUUUCAGGACCAACAAACAGACAGUAACCAGACAGAGACGGCUAUAUAA